Molecule: messenger RNA, 4227 nt
Organism: Melanotaenia boesemani (Boeseman's rainbowfish)
Lineage: Eukaryota; Metazoa; Chordata; Actinopteri; Atheriniformes; Melanotaeniidae
Product: GTPase IMAP family member 8-like
Exons: 6
Coding region: 122-2746 (874 amino acids)
Molecular function (GO): GTP binding
Source: RefSeq, a predicted model, not a curated record
AGACUUUGUUUUGUAGCUUUACUGAAAACAGCACACUGUGCAGACUGGCGGUAAAGGAUCUCGGUUUUAACCUUUAUAUUUGAUCCACUUUGACUCCUGCAGAAACCUUGAAGGCAGAUGGAUGGAUAAAAGACAAGAAAAGCUAAAAAUGGACAACAGUAUUGAAGAGGUGGACAACGCUGCCUCAUCAGAGCUCAGACUCAUACUCAUUGGUGAGAGGUGGGCAGGGAAGAGUUCAUCUGCCAACACCAUCCUGAGGAAAGAAAGGUUUGAAUGUGGCCGAACCAGAACAGCUCAGGCUGAAGUAAGACAUGAAGUAGUGGAGGGUAGGAAGCUGACUGUAGUUGAUGCUCCAGGAUGGAGCCAUUCUCUCUCCCUCUCAGAUAUCCCAGAGGGAGACAAACAAAGGUUUAAACUUAACACAUCCAAGUGUCCACCUGGCCCAAAUGCUUUCCUCCUGGUUAUUCCCAUAGACACAGCAUUCUCUGUGGAGCAGAGGAUCACCAUAGAGCAGCACAUGAAGCUCCUGGGGGAGCAGCAGGUUUGGAAAUUCACCAUAGUGCUGUUCACCUACGGGGAUUUCCUGGGGGAGAAGAUGAUUGAACAGCAUAUUGAGAGUGAAGGACAGGCGCUCAGGUGGCUGAUGGACAAGUGUGGGAACAGGUAUCAUGUGUUUAAUAACAAGGACAAAGGUAACUCGUCUCAGGUCACACUGCUGCUGGAGAAGAUAGAGGAGAUGGUGCGACACAAUGGGGGCAAUCACUACAAAACAGAUGAACAGAUUUUUAAGAUCAUCAAGGCAAAGCAACAAGAAGUGUCUGAAAAGGCGAAGGAGAGGCAGAGGAGAGCUGAAGAACAAAGACAGCACAUGAUGACGCUCAUUUCAGAGGAGAUGAAUCCCAUCCCAGAACUCCGAAUUAUUGUCUUAGGUAGCCGAAGAGUCGGGAAAACCUCGGUAGCAAACACCAUCCUGGGCUCCAAAGAUCGAGAAGAUGGAAGACGAACAGUCCAAUCUGUGGUUCGGAAGGGUUUUGCAGAUAAAAGUGCAAUAACUCUUGUUGACACUCCAGGUUGGUGGAAAGGCUUCCCUGCGUUUGACACUCCUGAAGUGAUCAAAGAAGAAAUUAUGUACAGCAUGUUUCUCUGCCGCCCUGGGCCCCACGUCUUCCUGCUGGUGAUAGAUGCAGAUGCAUCCUUCAAUGCCAAACACCUGAAUGCAGCAACAACGCACAUGGAGCUUCUCAAUGAGGAAGUGUGGAAACACACUGUGGUGGUUUUCACCAGAGGAGACUGGCUGGGAACACACACCAUAGAGGAGUACAUAGAAGGCGAAGGGGAGGCCCUGAAGUCUCUAGUUGAACAAUGUGGAAACAGAUACCACGUCAUUAAUAACAAGAACCCAAAUGAUCGUAAACAGGUCACAGAGCUGCUGGAGAAAAUCACUGGGACUGUAGCUGGCAAUGGUUGGGGCCAUUUUCUUCCAGAUGAGCAGAUGCUUGUGGCUAUUGAGGAGAGACGAAGAAGGGUGGCAGAAGGAGCAAUGCUGAGGCAAAGUAGUGUCGAGGCCAAAAGGAGAUUCCUUGGAGGCUCCAGGAAUAAGUUGCAGGAGUUGAAGAUUGUGAUGCUUGGGCAGAAAAAAUCUGGUAAGAGUGCAACAGGAAAUACUAUCCUGCGUAAAAAAGUGUUUGCCAGCUGUCAAACUGAGCAAUGCAACAUGGAGGAAAGGGAAGUUGCUGGCCGAAUGAUCACUUUGAUUGACACACCAGGGUGGUGGAAGGAAUCUUCCUGCUGCAUUAAAGAGAUGGACAGAGAAAUUGUCCAGGGUCUGUUAAUGAGCCAAUCAGGAGUGCAUGCUGUUCUGCUGGUGGUUGCUUUGGACCAGAAGUUCACUGAAGCUCAGCGAAUCAUUCUGGAAGAGCACAUGAACCUUUUUGAAGUCAGUAUCUGGAAACACACAAUAGUUCUGUUCACACAUGGAGACAAACUAGCAGACAGAUCCAUAGAGGAACACAUUGAGAGGGAGAAUCUUCAUCUGAACUGGCUGGUGGACAAGUGUCAGAACAAGUAUCACACCAUAAAUAACAUGAGGGAAGCUGAUACGAGUCAGGUUACAGAGCUGUUUGAGAAGAUAGAGGAAAUGGUUGCAGAGAACAGAGGCCAGCUUUUCUGCCCUAACCAAAGCGACAUCGAACUAAGAAUCUAUGAAAAGCUCAGCCGGGGGCAGCUGAAACAGGUGCUGAAGCGACAACUGCUGAGCGAGUACAGGAGGAGAGAGCUGGCGCUGAUGACAGGCUUCAGGGAUAAACUCCUCGAACUGGAAGAAGACAUUAGUCAAAGUGGAGUGAGCUCUAAACCCAAAUCAUUCUUUGGUGAAAUGGCCGAAGGCAAAGCCAACUUUGGUGGUCUUCAGGAGACAGAUGAAAAGAAGAAGGAGGAAACUGUGUGUGCAAAAAUCAGCAAAGAAAUUGAGAAGCUGAAUGAGGAGAUAAUGAAAUCAACAGAUCUUCUCUGGAGCAGCAUGGACGGUUUGAUUCCAGACUUGAAAGAUGUCUGUCCAACACCGUCCAUCGCUGAGUCUUUGCCACAACGAAAUGAAACCAUCAGCAACUUUCACAAAGUUCUGGGUUGGCUGUCUAACAUUCACAUCGGCACAAAUGUGGACAACCAGCUGACCCUCAACUUCAAUCAGUCAUCAGGAUACAGAUCUAUGACAACACUAGGUUCGCUCAUGAAUGAACAGCUUUGAACGGCUGAAACACUGCUGGAACUGUGCACACGAAACAGUUAAAGGUGUAAGAUUAAAGAAGUUUAAAGUUUAAACAUAAUGGGGUACAAGCAUAAUAACAAUCCCAUAAAUAAAAUGGAGCUGUAGUUUAAUCAGACUACUGAGGAAACUGUAUCUCUUAGUCCUCUGAGUCUGGAAUAUAAGGGUGCCCCUGAUUAAGACCUUUAAUGGGCAAUUAAGGGGAGCAAAAUGUUGGGGAUGUAAUAUUAUAUAAUAUAUUGUACCAUUUAUAAAUAGGAUUAUUUUAGCCUGAAAAGCUCAUUUUAAAGAACAAAAAUCUAUUCUGUUUAGCAGAGAUUACUGGAACCAUAUGACAUAAAACACACUGUGGUCUCUCUUCAUUACCCAUCAUUAACCAUUACCAUGACUUAACCAUUACCUAGUCAUGCCCAGGAUAAGACAUGCCUCAUCAUCAUCAUCAUCAUCAUCAUCAACUUGUCUGUUUUUUUUUUUGUUUUUUUUUUUUUGUUGUUUUUUGGAAGUUGAAAUCUCUCUUGUUGAUUCAUCAUUGUUUACCCAUUGGUACUUUCAUAAAUUUGUCCAUGUUUUGUUAGCAAUACAAGAACUAGUAAGUUGUAUUUAGCCUUGCUGCACACCCCUGUUGUAACUUUGGGCCCCUCCCCAGGGGGCUCACCCCCAGUUUGGGAACCACUGUCCUAAAUUUAAAUAAUCUUAACAAACAUGAAUGUUAAUGUAACAGCUGUAUGUGAUGGACAACAGAUUCUGAAUGUGGCUUAGAGACAAUUUCAGUGUGGUUCGGUUUUAUUCUAUUCAGUAAAUAUUAUAAAAAAAACACACACACAAUGUCAUAUUGAAAACUACAUCAUCUCUCCACUGAGAUUAAACGAGGUUAAAUCUUUUUUUUACAGUUAAAGUUAUUGUAUGUUUAAAUUACUGCUUAUUAGGACCACUUCUGUUCAGAAUAACACCGUUGUACAGAUAUUUAUGAUUGCAUUUUAAUGUUUUAGAUGAGAAUACACACACAAACAAUAUAUCAUGUAACCUGAUUUGAUUCUGUUUCUAUUCUUUUUGUAAAAUGAACAAUAAGAAGAAAGAUGUUUAUUGAUAUGAUUUCUUGUUUCACAUGAUGAAUUACACAAUUUUAUUAUUUCCUUAAUGCACUUCCUUAUAGUUUAGGACGUCCUAAACUAUAAGCUUCUCACUGUACCUGAUUUCUAUUUCCUUUAAAGUUAAUAUACAAAUAAUCUGUUUGUAUAAAUGUAUUGUUUAACAUUAAUGAUACAGUUGUUUAUAUGCUCUUAGUGUAAAUGUAAAUAGCUUGCAUGUCAACAGUCUCAUUUUAAAAAUCUAAAAUUCUCUAAUAUUUCUAAUAAAUCUAAUGUUCUGUAGAUUUAAUAUUUUGCUCAUGGGGACUUUUGAUGACUGUUGUAAGUGACAUGUUGUUUCCUUACUGUUCAAAUGCUUAACAUGCACACACAAAC